Molecule: messenger RNA, 2014 nt
Organism: Coregonus clupeaformis (lake whitefish)
Lineage: Eukaryota; Metazoa; Chordata; Actinopteri; Salmoniformes; Salmonidae
Product: aldo-keto reductase family 1 member B1-like
Exons: 10
Coding region: 102-1052 (316 amino acids)
Cellular component (GO): cytosol
Molecular function (GO): aldose reductase (NADPH) activity
Source: RefSeq, a predicted model, not a curated record
ACCAUUCGUAGUCUGCACUGUGCGCUGCACUUGAGGUUGGACCAGCAUCGUCUGCAAUUGCAACAAAGUAUCUAAAGGUAUAUUUUGCAACAAAGAGGACGAUGGCAACAUCCAUGAAAUUGAACAGCGGUGCAGACAUGCCCAUUCUCGGUCUCGGGACGUGGAAGUCCCCUCCAGGUAAAGUAACUGAUGCGGUGAAAACGGCCAUAGCUGCAGGCUACAGGCACAUCGAUGGGGCCUUCAUCUACCAGAACGAGACAGAGGUGGGAGAGGGCAUUCAUGCCAUGGUCAAGGAGGGGGUGGUGAAGAGAAAGGAGCUGUUCGUGGUCAGUAAGCUGUGGUGCACAUUUCAUGGGAAGUCUAUGGUGAAAGAAGGCUGUCUGAAGACUCUAAGUGAUCUCAAACUAGACUACCUGGAUCUUUAUCUGAUACACUGGCCCAUGGGCUUUCAGCCUGGAGAAGCCCUCUUCCCUACGGACAGCAAUGGAAAUAAUAUCGAUGAUGGGUCCAAAUUCCUGGAGACAUGGGAGGGUAUGGAGGAGCUGGUGGAUGCUGGUCUGGUCAAGGCUAUCGGUGUCUCCAACUUUAACAAAGACCAGAUUGAAUCCAUCCUGAACAAGCCAGGCCUCAAGUAUAAACCUGCCAACAACCAGGUUGAAUGCCACCCGUAUCUGAACCAGGAGCAGUUGAUCAACUACUGUCACUCUAAGGGCAUCUCUGUGACAGCCUACAGCCCCCUGGGGUCCCCAGACAGACCAUGGGCCAAACCAGAGGACCCUUCUCUGCUGGAGGAUCCCAACAUCAAGGCCAUCGCUGAGAAGCACAAGAAGACCUCUGCCCAGGUCCUGAUCCGCUUCCAUAUCCAACGGAACACGAUUGUGAUUCCCAAGUCUAUCACCCCCACACGUAUCCAGGAGAAUUUCAAGGUGUUUGACUUUGUGUUGAGCGACGAGGAAAUGAAGACCAUUCUGGGCUUCAACAGGGACUGGAGAGUCUGCCCAAUGACAGGGAGCAUGAAGCACAAGGACUACCCCUUCAAUGCUGAAUUUUAAGGAAACAGUGGAUUCACAAAAUUACAUCUGGUGCUGUGGCUUGCUUGAGAUGUCUGCUCUCGCUCUGUUCUCGUUUAGAUUCAUUCUUAUUUCUCCCUUUAAGACAAUGUGCAUAAAUAGCCGUCCUUGAGCUAGUUUCUAGCAAUUACAGACUGUGAUUUAGUAUCUGUGUGUUGCACAAUGCAGUUGCAGUAUUGUAUUUCUCAUGAGAUAUACACUCUGACCUAUAUUAUUGCCUUCUACCAUAGCUUAAUACACAAUGGUCAUUCUUUUUCAACAAUCAUGGAAACAUCAUUUGACAUAAGAUCGAUAUUAGUGAAGUGUAAAAAAAGCUUGUGAGUUUGGUUACUGGUUUGGGUGGAAAUCUGGAGCCUUGGAUUUGCUAACGCACAAUAGGGUUUUUGUGGCUUCUCACAUGACUCUGUUUGUGUCUCUUUGGAUUUGAGUCUCUAAUGGUCUCUCACAAGCGUUUAUCAAUGAGCCUCCACAUUUACAGGCCAUAUAAUAACCAUAUGACUUUAAAGAAUCAAUGUUAACCACAAUAAUUCAUAGUUCUACCAUAGGAGCUUGGUAUGUCAUACCUGGUUUUACUGUAGUAAUGAUGUACAGUAUUACAUAUCAACUGUGAGAUAUUUCAUUUAAAUCCAUCUGGUUUUGUUUCAGGGAUAAAAACAGCCAAAGAGUGGAAAAUUGGCAUAUAGAAAUAGUAUAGACGUAGCUUAUCCUGAUAGUACAUUGUCCUGUGUGCAUGAAGAUAUUAUGUUGAACACGCCUUCCCUCAAAUGCCUAGUCAUAUGAGCCCUUUGGCCUAGAAUGAGUCAUCCACACUCCUUGCCUUACAGGAUGAUAAAGCACUUAUACUCAUUGACUUUGACUUGUGUGUUGAAACUGUUGUGAAAUUCCCAUUUCCCUUUUGUGAACUGUUUUUAUUUUUUAAUAUAAAGCUUUCUUUGCUUCAGUCA